Molecule: messenger RNA, 1431 nt
Organism: Glycine soja
Lineage: Eukaryota; Viridiplantae; Streptophyta; Magnoliopsida; Fabales; Fabaceae
Exons: 10
Coding region: 1-1431 (476 amino acids)
Source: RefSeq, a predicted model, not a curated record
AUGGCCAAGAGUGAUAGAAAGAAUGGCCAAGAGGGAAACAAAUUACAAACUGAUAGUAUGGCACUUAAAUGCAAAAACAAAAUCCCCGGCAACGGCGCCAAAAACUUGUUAGCUCUUUCAAUUAUGGCACGUCCUCCUAAUAACAUCAAGUCUAUUAAUGGAUCAAAAGAGGCACUUAAACUUGUCGUAAGAAUUAAUGAUCUUUGGUUCAUUGGGACUCCAAACAGAUCUGAACAAGCAGAAAUGGUCAUAAUUGAUUCUCAUGGAGAUACAAUCCAUGUUGUCUGUAAACAAGAUCAGUUAAAAUCUUGGAAGGCUGAUUUGAUUGAAAAUUAUACUUACGUAAUGCAUAAUUUUAAAGUCAUGAAGAAUGAUGACCAAUUUAGAAUCUGUGAUCACCAGUAUAAAUUAGUUUUUACUGGAGUUACUGUUCUCAGGCAAUCCAAUUUGGAGGAUCUUCCCUUUAAGAAAUAUCAAUUUGCUGAUUUCACUAAUAUCGUUGCUGGGCUCUUCGAACCUAAAUUGUUGGUUGACAUUAUUGGUGUCGUGGAUGAGGUAGUCUAUCGUCAUGUGGGAUCAGAGAAUACAAGGGUUGUUUUCAAACUCAAGGAUUUGAGUGGGCAAAUCCUGUCUUGCACUCUGUGGGAUAGUUAUUGCUUGCAGUUCAUAGACUACUUGAAUCAGUCUGAAAACGAUCUCCCCAUCAUUAUUAUAUUGAUGCAUUCAGGUCCGGUCAGUUUCACAGCUGGUGACCAGGGGAGUUCCCAGGUUUCAGGUUCAAGCCAAUUGUCGUCAAAAGAUGCAUUUCUUUCAAAAGCUGAGGCAAAGACAAUCUUUGACAUUAACAACAUUUCUAAGGAAAUUGUUUGUGUUACUGUCGACACCAUUAAUAGAAUUGUUAUGGAUAACCAUUCACAGUGUUAUCCAGCCUACAGUUACUGCUAUAGAAAAACUGAUAUUGAGACAAUCGCAUUCACAUGUGCAUGUAGCAAACAUAAUGAUCAAGUUGUGCUGAGGUAUAGAGUCGAGGUGAUGGUCACCUACAAAGAACAAAGCACAAAAUUUUUUAUGUGGGACCGUGAAUGCAUUGAGCUGAUUGGACAAUCAGCUAAUGAAUUUAACAAGCUGAAAAUAGAAGAGGGUGAUAUUGAUUUGAAUGUUUCUCCUCUGGCUCUUGAUAAGUUGCUGGGUUAUGUCCUUGCAUUUAAAAUCAAAGUUCAACCCAAGUUUAACAAUAAUGUUGUUCUUAGAUACUCAAAUGACUUAGAUUUGAUCAAUGUUGUGGUGGAUAUACUGCCUGAUGCUGAGCAAUCUAUGUCUGGCACAGCAGAUCAUGAUCCACUUCUGGGUCUUCCAUUGACACCUACAAAACGGUUACCAUUUGAUGACUAUGAUGAUGAACCGAAAGCCUCUCAGAUUUCACCGGCCUAG